Magallana angulata is the source of this 2255-nucleotide messenger RNA. RefSeq names its product tetraspanin-36-like. The record is from RefSeq and is a predicted model, not a curated record. Gene Ontology annotation, cellular component: membrane. NCBI's taxonomy places the organism in Eukaryota, Metazoa, Mollusca, Bivalvia, Ostreida, Ostreidae. The coding region runs from base 88 to 852 and encodes 254 amino acids. The transcript has 7 exons.
CAUCCGGGAGUCAUAUGACAGAAAAUUACUCAUUAGCAUAAACAAGUGACUUGAGUUUCUAUAUUGUAUCCUUUCUGUGCUUUGAAAAUGUCAGGUUGCACUAUGACUUCGAAGGUUGGGUUAAUGGUGAUAGGUUUAAUAUUCUGGGCUGUGACUGCAGGGUUGUUUUUUGUUGGAGGAUGGGUCUUCAACUCUUACAAACAUUUUGAUGAGAUCGCAGAAGCUAACUUUACCCUAAUCCCAGCAUCCAUCAUCAUAGCUGUUGGAGUCCUGAUGUUUAUUGUGGGAAUUGUUGCCUGUAUUGCAGCAUUCAAAGAAAACAAGUGUCUGCUGGCUGUGUUGUUUUCCUUCAUGCUGGUUAUUCUCACUGCUCUCGUUACCUCUGGAUCUCUUGGAUAUGCCUUCAGGAAAGAUGUUUCCAAUGCUGUUGAGAGUGGACUAGAUAAGGCGAUUAAUGCUUACCAUCCCAACAGCACUCAGAAAGACCAGUUAGACUAUCUACAAACAAAUCUAAAAUGUUGUGGUGUUAACAAUGCCUCCGAUUGGAUAAACGCCAAGAACUGGGCUCCAACAGCCAACAAAUCUGUCCCAAAGAGUUGCUGUGUGUCUGGCAUUAACUGUACCUUGGCUCAACGGAAAAUGUACAAUGAUCCAAAGUACAUCUACCAACAGGGUUGUUAUGAGAAACUGGAGCAUAUAUUCAUGUAUAAUUUGGGCUACAUCGCUGGGAUUGCUGUUGGUCUUGCAGUGAUUAUGUGUCUGGGUAUGAUCUGCAGCUGCAUCCUCUUCUGUCGCUCCAAAGAGGUUCGAUACGAGGCAUUAGGGGGACAGUACUCUGGACUGCGGGUGUAGGAGAAGUCCGACACUGGUUGGUUCUUCUGACGGUGAAAAUUAGUGUUUAACUAUAGAAGUGCUUCUUUGUAAACAUUCAAGUAAAUCAUCAUGUCAUAGACUGCACAGAACUAGAUAUUUACUCUUUACCAUGAAAGAUUUUGUUGGCAUAAAAUCUGUAUUUGUUUACGUGAAAAACAUUUGAUGUAACAAUUUUUGUACUGAUCAUACAUGUGCUUGUAGAUUUAAAGUUUGACUGGAUAACCCAAAAUGUGUGCAUGUUUUUAUAAACAUUCAUUCCCCUACUUAAUACAUUGGUUACUCCCUUCAUUUUUAUAUCAAGAUUUGAGUGUGAUUAACCGUCUAUGACUACUAAAUGUAAAGAUUUAUGAUUUGUAAAUAUUUUUGACGAUACAUUUAGUUUCUCUUGCAAAGCUUAAUUUUUUUUCCCCUUUUUUGUUCAUCAAUUACAAUGACAAUGGAGUUCAAACACAUGAAUCUGGUUUUGCACGUUGUGAAAUCUUGAUGAGCUUUGAACAAGUUGGACUUGAACUUGUCUCUGAAAGUUCAGGAUGCUGUUGGAUUCCAUUUACAGUAAACAAAACAGUUGAUCAUUUGAUUUGUAAAUAUAUCAUCCAUAUUUAGUGAUAUUGUUGGAAAUUAUUAGUUUUUCUGUAGAUAUUAUGUUGGCAUCAUUUUCAGUAACAAAAAUUCAGCUUUCCUACACCCACACACAUACAUGUACAUACCAGCAGAUGAAGGUUGUAUGUGCACUGAUGCUUUCUAAAAAUGCAGGGUUUAUACAGGUUUUAGAGUUAGACCAGUGAAUUUAUUGAAAUUUGUAUAAAUUUCUGUAAUGCAAAAUUAUUCUGGUUGUUGGAGAACUUAACAAUUUAGCACAAGGUAUGCCUAUCCUAAAAAAGAUUUGGCAAUGUUAUGGUAAAUUGUAAGCUGAUGUAUGUUGAAAGUAUUGUUGCAAAUUCAGAAGCUAGCAGAAGAUCUUUUUAAUAUACUAGUAUGUUAUUUUGGUGCAAGAAGUGUUUUGAGCCGGCUUCUAGGACAGCCUCACUUUUCUUGAGAUUAAUAUUUGUUGUAAAGAUGAAUUUGUGAAACCAAUACUUCAUGUUUUACUGAGUAUUUCAAAGAUGUUUUUGAGAAGAGCUUUUUUUUUUUUACACAUUUAUUUAUUUAUAUCCUUGAGAUAGUUUAUCAAUAUUCAAAAAAUGUAUUCAUUAUUUUAGUAAAAUUUUGUAUUUUUGUGAUUUUUUUUUUAAUAUUAAUACAUAAUAAGAAAAUCUUACAAAAAAAUUAAAAAAAAAAAAAGAUGGCAUUUGAAUUGUUGGUGAUAAACUGUAUAUGUAUAGGAAACAUAAAAUAAUAUUAUUUAAAUACUAGUGUCAAUACAGUCCUGUGAAACUUACCAA